UGCUGAGUCGAUUUCUCCGCCACACACCGGACACCGAGUUGCGCAACGCACUUUGGCACUCCUCCGCCGCUUGCACGCGCGCACGCGGAGAUUUCUCGAUACCCAAACACGCUGGUUCUCGAGGUGGGUUCUCUUGUUUUGCCUCCGUCAGGCGGGUGGUGCCCAGUCUCUCUCUCUCUGUCUCUCUGUCUCUCUCUCUGACACGACACGCGCGGAUCCGUAUAGAGAGAUUAGAGAUCAGCAGCAGAUUAGACCACAGACGUGAGAUUGAGCGGAAGCGGAACGAAGCGGAGCGGAGCGCGAGCGCGGCGAGAGGCGUGGAUGUUGGAGCGCGUGCAGCCGAGCAGCGGCUCGCGCUCUGAUGGUGCUGAGGAGAGGAGACGGAGCGCAGCUUCACUUUCUCUGCUCAUAUGAACAGUGUGUAUAGCGAUGCUGUGGGUGGACUGUAAAGUGCUGGAGGCUGUGAGAGGGAGGCGUGGGUCACGUCGGGGGUCUCGGCCAAAGCUUUCCUGCUCUUUCUGGUUUGUUCUGCUGUUUGGCGCAGGAGGUUUGGUGCUCUUCAUCCACCUGCAGGAUCUAUCAGACAUGGUGCAACAACAGGGACCAGGGGUUGAGUUCAGUGGCAUGACGCGGCAGACAAGGGAGGAACUGUGUGCCCAGCAGGACAGUGACAUUAAAGGCGGUGCUACAGCAAUUCAGUCGAGCAGACAGCACAGACCAGAUGAACCGAGUGCUGAUAACUCCAUCUCGCCCAUGCAGUUUCCCGCCUUUGAGUGGACCAAACCAAAUCAAGCUUCUCAGAGGAUCACCAAACGCCACCGGAAACUCCUGAAGACCAGCGCCGUGAUCCGGCCUCUCUCUAAUUCUUCUUCCUUCUUCUCCUCUUCAUCGUCAUCAGCAUCAUUGUCACACUCUACAUCCGAGAGCUGGAGCCGACUCUCCCGUAUCCAAGAGGCUCGCCGUCGCCUAAUCAAGGAAGUGUGCGCCAAAUACCGGAGCAACAUCUCACGAACGAUAACGCCACACCAUGUGUCUCGCAUCUAUGUAGAGGACAGGCACAAACUACUCUACUGCGAGGUACCCAAAGCAGGCUGCUCCAACUGGAAGCGAGUGUUGAUGGUGCUUGCUGGUGUUGCGUCCUCAACACGAGAGAUAAACCACGAUGCCGUCCACUACAGCAACCAUUUAAAGAGGUUGGACAGCUUCGAUCGGCGCGCCAUGGCCGAGCGCCUCCGCUCCUACACCAAGGUGCUGUUUGUCCGAGAGCCGAUGGAGCGUCUCGUCUCAGCCUUCAGGGACAAGUUUGAAAGCCCCAACUCGUACUACCACCCCGUGUUUGGAAAGCCCAUCAUCUCCAAAUACAGGGUGAACGCAUCCAAAUCGGCACUAAGGACAGGAAGUGGCGUCACCUUCCAGGAGUUCAUCCGCUACCUGCUGGAUGUCCACCGUCCCGUAGGCAUGGACAUACACUGGGAGCCUGUGAGCCAGCUCUGCAGCCCAUGCUUGCUUGACUACGAUUUUAUCGGCAAGUUUGAGACUUUGGAGGAGGAAGCGAACUUCCUGUUGCGCAGGACGGGAGCACCGAAAAACCUCACGUUCCCCACGUUCAAGGACAGGAACCCUGAAGCUGCCAGGACUUCCACACACAUCACGCGGCACUACUUCACACAGCUCAGUGCGUCAGACAGGCAGAGGGCCUAUGACUUCUACUACAUGGACUAUCUGAUGUUCAACUACUCCAAACCCUUUGAAGACCUGUAUUGACAAAUCGGCGAUACGUUUGGUUUUCGUUGUCUUGGCUAUAGCUGUAAAACUGUCACAAACCCGAGGGUGUAUAAAAGCUACGCACAUUUAUAUAUGAUUAACUCAUGCUAACUGUUAAAACUGCUGCUUCAUAGCAUUAACUCUUCGAAUAACACCGACGGGACUGAAACAGAUCGGUCCGAUCACAUAUUAGACAUGAACUUCUAUCUUCACUUCAAAUCCAAAACAUUAAGGAGGUCCAGAAACAGACUGCUUCUCACUUUAUAGAUUGAUUCGCCGUCAUCCCAUUUCAUUCGCUAAACGUAACAUCCCUCUCUUUGGAGUGCACACUUUCACAGCUUAAUAUUUUAAAGUAUAAAAGUAUCUCUAAUAUUCAGUUUUGUAAAAAGGGCAUUCAGAGGAUGAUAUAUUUUUCUAUGUAUUUGUAUAAGUAUGGCUUUAUGUUUAGCGCUGUGUGUGUGUGUGUGUGUGUGUGAGAGAGAGAUAAUUGGCCACGCUAAGUAAUAAGAAUUGUAACGUUGUACCGUUGGAUCAUGUAACACAGGGGUGUCAAACUCACGAACCCAUUUUAGGCAACAGGUCACACUACACUGCAGUCCAGUGUCAAGUGGGUCGGACCGAACGACUCUUCAGUGACCAACAUCAACAACGCCGCCGAAACGU
This is a messenger RNA of Ictalurus furcatus (blue catfish), 2427 nucleotides long. It is a transcript of the gene chst8, whose product is annotated as carbohydrate (N-acetylgalactosamine 4-0) sulfotransferase 8. Bases 430 to 1764 code for a protein of 444 amino acids. Gene Ontology annotation, cellular component: membrane. The record is from RefSeq and is a predicted model, not a curated record. NCBI's taxonomy places the organism in Eukaryota, Metazoa, Chordata, Actinopteri, Siluriformes, Ictaluridae. Gene Ontology annotation, biological process: proteoglycan biosynthetic process; carbohydrate biosynthetic process. Gene Ontology annotation, molecular function: sulfotransferase activity. The transcript is spliced from 4 exons.